Molecule: messenger RNA, 4422 nt
Organism: Branchiostoma belcheri (Belcher's lancelet)
Lineage: Eukaryota; Metazoa; Chordata; Leptocardii; Amphioxiformes; Branchiostomatidae
Product: filamin-C-like
Exons: 20
Coding region: 104-3349 (1081 amino acids)
Biological process (GO): actin cytoskeleton organization
Molecular function (GO): actin filament binding
Source: RefSeq, a predicted model, not a curated record
GGACUCAGUAAUCUGCCUCCCACAUAAAUAUUUCAUGUACCCUUUAGUGUAGUUCUGGGCACACCGGCACAGGUAUAUAACUUGUUGAGGGCCAGAGUCAGACAUGUCUUCAACCGCGGUGGUGGGAGAGUAUUACCUGAAAGAUCCCAAUGAUGACAGCAGGGUCAAGGUUGGGAGCUACUCUGACACCUCGUAUGAUCCCGGCCCGACCAAAGCAGGGUUUUUCACGGAUAGUUCACACCGGGGGAGCAUGAGUAACGGUUACAGCAACGGGGACAGUGUCCGGCGGGACUCCAGGCCGAAUGUCCCGUUUGUGUCCGGAGAUGGCGUGAACCAAGCCCGCGUCAACGGACCGGCUUCUGUGAAGGUGUUACCCUAUGGCAUGGUGGGGGACUACUUCACUGUAGAGGCGCAGGGUCCGUACGACACCACCGCCAAGCCUCUGGACCUGAGGAAGGAGAGGGAUGGCCAGAUCAUCGGCAACUACACCCCUGACAACAUAGGGCCAUGGACUGUAUCUGUGAAGCACGAGGGAAGCCACAUUCCCAACAGCCCCUUCACGUGUGAAGUGUACGACCCAACGCAAGUGGAGGUCAAUGACCUGCACGACGACAUCUUAGGCAAACUCGUCAAGUUUUCAGUCAACACGGCCAAGGCUGGAAAUGGAGACCUGACCGUCCACGUCACUGGGCCGGACGGGCGGCGCGUGCGCAGUAAGAUAGAAGACGUGGGUCCCCACAACUACAACGUGUCGUUCUCCCCGGACACCACCGGCAACCACAAGGUCGAGGUCGAGUUCAACAAUGACGAAGUCAGAGGAAGCCCAUUCAACUGUCACAUUAGCGAGCCUGAUCUGAUUGAAGCAGAGGAGUCCCACUCAGUCUCUUCACACCAUCAUCAUGAUCAUGACCAUGACCAUGAUCACCAUGACCAUGACCAUGACCAUCAUCACCACGAUCAUGACCAUGAUCACCAUCAUCAUGACCAUCAUGACGCACCGGCCACCUAUACCGUCACAGAGUCCCGAGUUCUGGAGCCACCCAAGAGAGAGGUUAUCGUCACGGCCAUCCAUGGGGCUGUUGUUGAUCGCCCAGCCGGAUUCUUAGUCGAUGCGACCCGUGCCGGCGGCGGUGACUUUGACAUCACGAUCACUAACAACGAGCACCCGGUGCCGUACCAAGUGGUCGGGGAGAGGGAACCAGGCGUGUUCGAGGUCACCUUUCUACCCAAGGAGGCGGGAACCUACAGAAUCGAUGUGUAUUAUGACGGGCAGCCUGUCAGGGGAAGCCCAUUCUUCGUACGUAUCCAAGAUUCGGCUGACAUCGAACACUUCAUCUACGUCCCUUCUAAAACCACGGUGUACCAAGAGGUGGAGGUAGAACAGCCACGCUACUCCGUUGUUGAAGACCAGCCUGUUUACCGACCACCUACACCGGUGUACCGCGCCCCUACACCUCCACCGGUCGUCUACAGGGCACCUACACCUCCACCGGUGGUGUACCGGGCUCCCACACCUCCACCAGUGGUCUACCGUGCCCCGACUCCACCGCCAGUGGUGUACCAGCAGCGCCGGCAGUCAGCCCACUACCAACAGUCUGCCGCUCCUGCAGUCAACGACCGCUGUUAUGCACAUGGAGAAAAGCUUCACACUGCCUUUAAGAACCGCCAUGCUGAGUUCCCGAUCAGGACUGAGGACACCAUGAACAUGAAAGAGAUGGACGUGCAGAUUCUUGGCCCAACAACCAGAGCUCUGGCAUCGCUGGAAAAGGACGCCGACACCACCGCCAACGUGAGGUUCGUGCCCACGGAAACCGGCCGGUUCGACACGUCCAUUAAAUAUUACGGGAAAGAGGCAGAGGGCAGCCCGUUCUCCUUCACCGUGGUGGACCCAGACUCCAUCACCUGCCUGCACCCUCCCGUGGGGGCGGACAGGUCCUUCACCUGGCCCGUGGACGAGCCGGUCAAGGUCAGUCUGGACACCUCCAAGGCCGGGUCGGGUCGUCUGGGGACGAAGGUCACUGACCCUGUUGGAUCGUCCGUGCCCACGGACUUCGACCAGGACAACGCCUUCCAGUUCACACCAAGGAUGGAAGGGAGGCACCCCAUCAACCUGGAGUGGAAUGGCGCCGACCUGGCCCCUAUCUACUGUGACGCGUAUUACAACCGUGGGAGGGCGCCAACACCGCCCAGCCCGGUCUCGCAGUCGUACAGCCCGCCCACGCAGUCGUACAGCCCGGCCAAACAGUCAUACGAAGUCAUCCUGAAAGGCACGGGCCUCCAGCGGGCCAUCGUGGACGAGACCGCGGAGUUUACCAUCGACGGGACAAAUGCUGGCGGAGGUGAUGGCUACAGCACAGAUGGGAGAGGUACCCCGGCCUGUAGUGUGACCGGUCCAGAAGGUCCGGUUGACGUAUACCUACAGCCCCUGGACGGCCAAGGUGACAUGUACAAGGCCAGGUACACACCUAAGGUCCCAGGUGUGCAUGACCUGGACGUGGCCUGGUCCGGACGUCCGCUAGAGGGCUCUCCGUACAAAGUACAGGUGGAGGGUGGGGAGAGACGCGACGCGUCCAAAGUCGAGCUGGGCGGGUUGGACAGGGACCCUGUACUGGUCGGGGAAGCCGCGUACCUAACCGCUGAUCUAAGAUCCGCUGGGCAAGGAGGGAUUCUGUCUGCUCGCUGUAAGGGACCUUCUCAGAAGGCCAAGGUCAACAUGCUCGACAACGGGAACGGCACCUACAACUUAGAGGUCAUUCCCAGGGAGGAGGGCAAGCACAGGAUGGACGUCAAGUAUGACGACAAACAGGUCAAAGGGAGUCCCUUUAACUUCAAUGUCGUUGGGCCAGUUGACCCGGGUAAAGUGCGCUGCUUCGGGCCAGGUCUGGAGAGCGGCAAUAUUAACGGGUACAGGGGAAACUUCGUCUGUGAGACAAAGGGCGCUGGGAACGGAAAGCUACAAGUCAGGGUUCAUGGACCGAAAGGAGGGUUCAAUGUGCGGAUGACUCCCAUCAAGGACAGCGGUAACCGCACCAUCGCCGUGGAGUACGAGCCGAGGGAACCGGGAGAGUACCACAUCGACGUCACGUGGGACAAGCAGCACGUGCCGGGCAGCCCGUUCUACGUCAGGAUCGACGACGAUGAAGACGUCAUGUACGAGCGGAACGGCGGCGGAGACUACUACUACAGCCAACCCGUGAUGCGCACGCCGUCGUCCCGCAGAGCCUCACAGCGCAGCAAGACCGUCAGGUACCCGAAUUAUGGGUACGCGUUGCCUGGCAACUACAAGGAGAAGGAGAGUAUCUAUGGUAGGAGGAUAGAACGUGACAGAGCCAUAUCCACAUACUACUAGAAGACCAGCUCAGAUGCAUAUUUUAAUGAGCCUUUUUGAUAAAACAUUUGACAAAUUUGCCAUGGCCAUUGGGGAAAAAGGAGACAAAAAGGCCGGUCUCAUACCUGAAAAGCAUCAGAACAGUUUGUUUCUAUUUAUGGAUAAUGUGUUUCAAAAAACGAUGUUUCUAAAAUCCUUAUAUCAGCUGGAAAAUCAAGACAAGUUCAAGUGAAUGAUACCUAGAUGCCAUGAGCGUUCAAUGUAAAAGAAAGCAACCAACAACCGUAACAACAUGCCAGUAGCUUCUAUAGAUGGUUGCGGUGGAUUAUGUUUUAAAGGGAACAUUUGUUUUAGCUUUAAAAAGUAGCUGCUCUGUAGCUAUGCGGAUAUAAAAACACUAGUGAUCCUUUGUUGUAAACUUUCCUUAUUCAAAGUACUUAUAUGUACUUCGUUCGUGCCUUUUUGUGUUAUAAUUAUCUGUUUCAUAGACGAACCUGAGUAUCAGUGAUUAGUUUAUCAUUUGGUUCAUUAAUUUUCUACUGCCUUAAAAAUAGUUAACCAUGUUAUUUGACUUUGUUUAACUUUUAUGCUUGAUAAGCAACGCAAGUGCCAUAGGCCCUAUGAGGGUUUGUAUUUACGCAGUAGAAUACGAUAUGUAUUGCAUUUUAGUCUAGAGGUACCUAUUGAUAAAAUGCUGGCUGUAAACUUGUCAAAGGAGUGGAGCAUGAAUGAUCACGAUGCCUGGACUAGUAUAAACCAUUCGGCAUGCAUAAAAACUGGCAACAAAAGAAAGUAUUGUUGUAAGAGCGUCUAGUUUAUACGCCAACUGCAACAGACAUUUUGGUUCCGACCAUUUUGAUCCUUCGUGGACUCUUUGCGACGUUUAUUUUUUUUAAUGUUUUGGUUGCAGCUUAUUUCAUAGAAGUGGUGUUUUAAAAAGGACAUAAUAUGGCUACAAGAACCAAAAAGAACAUAUCAGGCUUACUUGUAAUACGUGCAUUUUGUAAGGGAAUAAAGGUAAUGGGUUUGAAAUAGGACCGGAUUUUAAGGAUUUAUAUUAAAAGACAUCUCACUAGUUCUUAUAGGGUGGGUAU